Molecule: messenger RNA, 462 nt
Organism: Musca vetustissima
Lineage: Eukaryota; Metazoa; Arthropoda; Insecta; Diptera; Muscidae
Product: mucin-6-like
Exons: 2
Cellular component (GO): extracellular matrix
Source: RefSeq, a predicted model, not a curated record
UGCAUUUACAAAUUAAAUGGGAUGAAGGUACCCGUGUCUAUGUUAAAUUGGGCAACGAAUGGAAGAACAAAGUUAGCGGACUGUGUGGCAAUUACAAUGACAAUGCCAUGGAUGAUAUGCAAACACCGUCACAAGCACUGGAAACAAGUCCUUUGACUUUUGGUCAUUCAUGGAAGGUGCAACAGUAUUGUACUAUGCCCACCACGCCCAUUGAUGCCUGUAAACAACAUCCCCAGCGUGAGACGUGGGCUCAAUUGAAAUGUGGUAUCUUGAAAUCGGAUCAUUUUAAGGACUGCCAUUCUAAAGUGCCUGUUGAAAAAUACUUGAAACGUUGCAUAUUCGAUACCUGUGCCUGUGAUCAAGGUGGCGACUGUGAAUGUCUUUGUACGGCUGUGGCAGCCUAUGCUCAUGCCUGUUCGCAAAAGGGCGUACAAAUUAGAUGGCGUACACCACACUUCUGUC